AAGGCAGCAAGUAAAAUUGGAUUCGAGAAGAGAAGGCACAGAAGGAGUGAGCACAAACGGCUGAAGUUAGUCUGAAACUUCAUCGCAUCGUCGUCUUCUCCCCUUACCGCAAAAUUUAAGAGACUUCUUCACACAGGAAAUUGAUUCUCUUCAACCAUGGCUGUAGAAGGGGGCAUGAAGUGUGUCAAAUUUCUACUUUUCUUUUUCAACUUCAUUUUCUGGAUAUGUGGCCUAGCACUGAUUGUUGUGGGAAUCCUGGUUCAGGUGUCUGUGCACAACACCUUUAUGAUCAAUGAUGCAUCAGCCUCAGGAGCUCCCAUUGUGGUCAUCGGUAUUGGUGUGGUGAUUUUCUUCAUUGCCUUCUUUGGCUGCUGUGGAGCCUGGAAAGAGAACUACUGCAUGGUCACCACGUUUGCCGUCCUUCUGUCACUGAUCAUCAUUGUUGAGCUUGCAGCAGCAAUCGCCGGCUAUGUCUUCAGAAACAAAAUCUCAACUGUCGUCCAGGAUAGCCUCACUGAAAUGAUUACCAAUUACAAAAAUGGAACAGAAGAAUUCAGAGCCUCCGUGGAUAAGCUGCAGGAGGAUUUGAAAUGCUGUGGUGUGACCAACUCUUCUGACUGGAGGAGCUUCGCCCCUGAUGGAAACUCGGUGCCUGACUCAUGCUGUGUGAAUGUCACUGCAAACUGUGGAAAAGGGACCAUGACGGACGCCUCCAAAGUGCACACAGAAGGUUGUCGUUCAGCUGUGGAAGCCUUACUGCAGAAAAACAUCCUGUGGGUGAUAGUUGCAGCUCUCGUUAUUGCCUUCCUUCAGAUAAUGGGCAUCGUGUUUGCCUGCUGCUUGAUGAGAGGCAUCCGCAGCGGCUACGAAGUCAUGUGAUUCACACCUGAAUAGGAGCUGACUGUUCAGGUCACAGUUGUUGGGAGGUUUAUUUGGAAACUUGUAAUAUGUUCAUCUUCUGUUUCCCAUUUAAUGCACAGUACAAUGUAUGUUUGCCCUUUACUGAUUUUAGAUUGUAUUUUCAUAGGUUAUUGUCUCAGCUUUAAUACUGGAAUUGCAUAGAAAUGGAAAAUGGUAGAAAAUAUUUAUGUUCCGCGAGCUCGUAGUGUCAGUAUAUGUUCUUGGUUAUGGGAAAUUGUCUCAAAUAGUCAGACCCAUCUCCAGCUCUUUGUCAAUGCUGCGAAUGGUCUGGCUGCACGUUCAUUAUUCUGCUAUAGAGUGAGAAAAUUCUCUGGCUCAUACAUAUUUCAGUGCAUAGUUCAAAGCAAUCACAAGUAGCUUGGGCGAUGCUAAGCCCAGGGUGCAGCAACUUCAAAAUAGCAACAUCGAUCAUUGACUAUAAAUUGGCUAGUUUGUUGAAAAAAGACAAGCAGGGCUUCUUCCUGCACAAUACAAAUCUUCAACAAAACUUGGCACUUUUCAGUGCAUGUUGCUAGCACCGAUGUUUAUGCUUCCAAGAGCAAAGGGGAUUUUAAAAACAGUAACAUGUGGAAAGAGAUGAGAAGGCUACUCGAAAUGCAUGAAAGUAAUGGCAGGCUUAUGCUCGAGGUGUAGAUCCAGAGAAUGUGACUCCAGGGAAAUCUGACAUCUCUUACUCUGCUUAUUCUGUUCGAGACUUUGAAACUGUUUUGGUGUUGAGUUCUUAUGUUUUUGCUGGUUUGCAGUUUUUAAUAAAGACUUUAAAUUA
Stegastes partitus (bicolor damselfish) is the source of this 1687-nucleotide messenger RNA. RefSeq names its product CD63 molecule (gene cd63). The coding region runs from base 157 to 879 and encodes 240 amino acids. The record is from RefSeq and is a predicted model, not a curated record. The transcript has 8 exons. Gene Ontology annotation, cellular component: plasma membrane. Gene Ontology annotation, biological process: regulation of vascular endothelial growth factor signaling pathway. Lineage: Eukaryota; Metazoa; Chordata; Actinopteri; Pomacentridae.